CACUGAAGUGACUCACCAAUUCAGCACCAUUCAAGCAGUACACCUGCCAGAGAGCAGCAGUCACAGACUGUUAACCUCAAGAUCUGGAAGUGUUCGCGAGUCAACGAAGCUUCACAAACUCUGUCACCAUCUGCUUUUGUCAAACUUAGAAAGAGCCCUUUGGCUUCAUCUUAGUGAUUUUAAGAUUCACAGUAACGUGAGCUCAAGCACUGCAUCUGGUCCAGGUCGUAAGGCACCUGCCGGAAAAUGACCCUGCAGCCAUUAACUUCAGUGAACUGUGCAGGCCUCCUACAGCCUGGCUGCUCUUUGCUACAGCUGGAUGGUGAAGUUCUCCUGUUUGGCCAGAAAGGCUGGCCCAAGCGCUCAUGUCCAACGGGGGUGUUUGGGAUUCGGUUUAAACGGGGUGAGAUGAAGCUGAGGGCCAUCUCCUUCUCCAGUGACUCCAGCUACCUUCCCCCUUUACGCUGUCCUGCCAUUUGCCGCCUCGACCCCUACGACGGGCUCCCCGAGAGUUAUCUCAUUCAUGGUGGCCGCACCCCAAAUAACGAGAUCUCUUCGAGCUUGUAUCUGCUGACCAUGGAUAGUCGUGGCUGCAAUCGUAAACUGACCCUGUGCUGCAAAGAGAAAGAGCUGGUGGGAGAAGUGCCAGGGGCCCGAUACGGCCACACGAUGAGCAUGGUUCAAAGCCAUGGGAAGACAGCCUGCGUGUUAUUUGGGGGUAGAUCCUACAUGCCUGCGGGAGAGCGGACCACAGAGAGCUGGAACAGCGUUGUUGACUGUCCCCCUCAGGUGUUCCUGUUUGACCUGGAGUUUGGGUGCUCCUCUGCCCACACUCUACCUGAGCUCAGUGAUGGACAGUCCUUCCAUUUGGCCAUUGCCCGAGAAGACUGUGUCUACUUCAUCGGAGGUCACUCGCUCACCUCUGACUCCCGCCCCCCUCGACUCUUCCGCCUGCGGGUGGAGCUCCUGCAGGGAAGCCCCCUGCUCUCCUGUGAGACCCUAGAAACUGGCAUAUCCAUCUCUAGCGCCAUAAUCACCCGUACAGGUCCCACUCACAGAUACAUUAUCUUAGGUGGAUAUCAGUCAGACUCUCAGAAGAGGAUGGCGUGCAGCACCGUGAUUCUGGAUGAGAAAGGGAUUCACUUUGAGACUUCAGAACCACCUAAGUGGAUCCCAGAUAUCAUCCAUAGUCGCACUUGGUUUGGGGGCAGUGCGGGGGAGGGAAAGGCCCUUCUUGCUGUACCUACUGAGGGAAGACCAUCCCAGCCAGAUGUACAUUACUUCUAUCUGGUCAGCUUCCAGACAGAGGGAGAAGGCAAAGAGGAAGAGGGAACCCUGGCCUGCAGCCAGGAGUCAACAGAUUAUGACGACUCUACUCCUCUUGAGGACUCUGAGGAGUUGUACUUUGGUCGUGAGCCGCACGAGCUGGAGGGAGGCAGCGACGAAGAAGGGGACACUUACAACGAAGACGAUGAGGAGGACGAAUCGCAAACAGGCUACUGGAUCAAAUGCUGCCUGGGCUGUCAGGUGGACCCCAACACGUGGGAGCCGUACUACUCCACUGAGCUCCACCGGCCAGCCAUGAUCUUCUGCUCCAGAGGGGAGGAGGGGCACUGGGUCCAUGCCCAGUGCAUGGAGCUGUCUGAGACUCUGCUGCUUAGACUGUCUCAAGGCAGCAAAAAGUAUUUCUGCCUGGACCACGGAGGCCUGCCCUACCAGGAGAUGACCCCGCCUCGGGAGGUCAUCCCCCUGAAGCGCACCCCCAUGAAGGUGAAGGACAGGAGAACUCCUCCAACAAUCAAGAUGUCCCCUGCUAAAAAAAACUUUUUCAGAAGACUUUUCGACUGACUUGAUCCUCGAUGCAGUUAGACAGUCCCUGUUGAGAAUGAAAGUUUUCUUCUUAUAUUACAGUUAAUAAAUGACUAAUGAAAAACAUCUGAUAUGCUGAUCGGUAUGUGAGAAAUACGUGAAGUGAUAAACAAUAAAUUGCAAACAUAACUAUAUCAUUAUUACAUUGUUUUAAUAAAUAAUAAAUAAUACAAAUAAAUGUAUUUGUAGUUUGUAUUUUCAUCAGCUCUAUAAGAGUUCAUUGUUUUUACAUUAAGGACCACAGAUCUUAACACUUCUAACUCUUCCAAGGCCAAAUGAAGCUGUAUUCUUUUCAUGAUUCUUUCUACAAUUUAAGUGAU
Messenger RNA from Lates calcarifer (barramundi perch), 2189 nucleotides. It is a transcript of the gene rag2, whose product is annotated as recombination activating gene 2. Gene Ontology annotation, biological process: V(D)J recombination. The record is from RefSeq and is a predicted model, not a curated record. Gene Ontology annotation, molecular function: sequence-specific DNA binding; protein binding. Lineage: Eukaryota; Metazoa; Chordata; Actinopteri; Centropomidae. Gene Ontology annotation, cellular component: DNA recombinase complex; nucleus.